Molecule: messenger RNA, 1719 nt
Organism: Miscanthus lutarioriparius
Lineage: Eukaryota; Viridiplantae; Streptophyta; Magnoliopsida; Poales; Poaceae
Source: the annotation of a GenBank genome assembly
AUGGAGGUGGCGGGGGCUCAAGCCCGCGCGGUUCCCCUCUUGCUCCGCCACCCCGCCUCCCUGCGGACCUCCGUCUCCGUCUCCUGCACGGGCUCCCGCCGGAGCUGGGCAGCGGCGGCCACGGCGGAGGGGGACGAGACCCGCGGCUUCGACAAGGUGCCCAUGGACACCCCCGGCGCGUACCGCCUGGUGGACCGGACCACCGGCCGCAGCGUCAUCGUGUGGGGCGGCACCGACGACGGCGACGAGGCCGCCAUUCCGUCCCCGGCGGUGCUCUCCAGGACCACCGACCGCCGCCGCAGCCAAGCUGGUGGGGGAGGUACAGGCAUCGGGAAUUUUGGCAGAUUGAAGGCACAGAAAAUAAAAUCCUUGGUCACAAGAGGCUACUUCUGGUUCCAAAGGAUGGGGAACAUUGCUGAUGUUACUUACGGACGGCAGAAUCAGAAGCAAAGGGAGCCUCUAAAUUUCCCUCAAAGAAAAGGGCCUUUGGACAGUGGGUUUUUCAGUCUCAGAACUUUUAAGGAGAUUGGCUGCAGCGAUGAAAUCCUAGGUGCAUUGAGAAAUUUUGAUUUCCCUCGUCCGUCUCAUAUCCAGGCUAUGGCAUAUGGCCCUAUCUUGGAAGGGAGGAGUUGUGUUAUUGCUGAUCAAAGUGGGUCUGGCAAGACACUGGCAUAUCUUUGCCCUAUAAUACAAAAUUUAAGGAAUGAAGAAGUUCAAGGUCUCCAUAAAUCAUCCCCUAGGAACCCCAGGGUGAUAGUAUUGACCCCUACUGCUGAACUUGCUUCUCAGGUACUUAACAAUUGCCGGUUGAUAUCAAAAUCUGGGGUUCCAUUUAGGUCUAUGGUUGCAACCGGAGGAUUUCGACAGAAGACACAGUUAGAAAGCCUCGACCAAGAGCUUGAUGUAAUUAUAGCAACACCUGGCCGAUUCUUGUAUCUGCUUCAGGAAGGCUUUGUGCAAUUAGCUAACCUCAGAUGUGUUGUGUUGGAUGAAGUGGACAUUUUAUUUGGCGAAGAAGGUUUUGAGCAAGUGUUUCAUCAGUUGAUUACUGUUGCACCAGUGACAACACAAUAUCUUUUUGUGACUGCCACUCUUCCUCUUGAUAUCUACAACAAGGUUGUUGAAACCUUUCCUGACUGUGAGGUUAUCAUGGGACCCGGUGUACACCGAACGAGCUCUCGUCUUGAAGAGAUUCUUGUGGACUGCAGUGGAGAUGACAAUGAAGAAAAGAAUCCAGAAACAGCAUUUUCGAACAAGAAAUCAGCACUUUUAAAGAUUAUCGGGGAAUCUCCUGUCCACAAAACAAUUAUUUUCUGCAACAAGAUUGAGACAUGUAGAAAGGUUGAGAAUGCGUUGAGGCGGGUUGACAGGAAAGCUUCACAAAUCAAAGUUCUCCCCUUCCAUGCUGCGUUGGAUCAGGCCCAGCGCAUCACAAACAUCAAGGAGUUCCUGAACAAGCAAACGGCUGACUCCAUGUUCCUUGUGUGCACAGAUAGGGCAUCGCGGGGCAUCGACUUUGUGAACGUGAACCAUGUGGUGCUCUUCGACUACCCCCGCGACCCGAGCGAGUACGUGCGGCGCGUUGGGCGGACGGCCCGCGGCGCGUCUGGCAACGGCAAGGCGUUCGUGUUCGCAGUGGGCAAGCAGGUGUCCCUGGCCAGGAGGGUGAUGGAGAGGAACAUGAAGGGGCACCCGCUGCACGACGUGCCGUGCGUCUAA